AACAGGCUAGUUCUUGAGGGGUGCGGUUAGCUACGUGCAACCCCACCAUCUGAUCUUCCCGUGCUGAGAUGGCAACUUUCUAUUGCUUACAACGAAGAGCCAAACUGAAAAGGGAUUCGAGAAAACGAUGCUCAAAGCGAUACAGAUACUUGGUUCUUCAUCUGUGCUCGUUUCACAGAGAUGGAAAUACCAUAACAGUUGUGGAUUCUCUAUAAUUUAUUGUUCUUGUUCUUCUUCAAGAACUCCGACAAUGACUUCUUUGGUAAUGCCCACUUCUCCAACUCGCAAGAUGCGCUGUUUCAGAGCGUUUCGGGCGUCCACAAUUCGGGCUGAGUCAAACCCAGAUGCCCCUUCUUCUUCUUCAGCAUCAUCAUCGGCUUCGGUUCAGUCAACUGGGAGCACAUUGAAGAUCAAUUUUUGUCAGUGGUGUGGUGGCCCAACGAAGCAUGAUAUACCGGAGGGAGAGGAGAAGAUCAGGGCUAUUUGCACACUUUGUGGGAAAAUCACUUAUCAGAACCCAAAAAUGGUUGUGGGUUGCCUCAUUGCGCAUGAAAACAAAGUUCUCCUCUGCCAACGGAAGAUUCAACCAUCUUAUGGUCGUUGGACUCUUCCUGCUGGUUACUUGGAAAUUGGGGAGUCAGCUGCAGAAGGGGCAAUCAGGGAGACCUGGGAAGAAGCAGGUGCAGAUGUGGAAGUGCAAUCACCUUUUGCUCAAUUGGAUAUUCCUCUUAUCGGUCAAACAUACAUAAUUUUCUUAGCGAAGCUGAAGAAGCCACACUUUUCCCCAGGUCCAGAAUCAUUGGAUUGCCGACUCUUUGCACUUGAAGAUAUACCUUUUGAUUCUUUGGCAUUUUCAUCAAUGUUGGUCACCUUAAAAUUGUACAUUGAAGAUGUAAAGUCAACCGGAAGACCCAAAUUUCACUAUGGUACCAUUAAUAAAAGGCCUGGCACUAGCCCUUCUGAUAUUCAAUCCUACACCCUGGAUUUUCAUUUGCAGUCCUGAUCAUAUUGUGAUGAUUGCACUAAACAACCCUACCAUUUGGGAUUCAAUUCUAAAAUUUCCCCAUCAAAUCCUUUUUUCCCACCGUAAAACUUUGCUGUCAGUGUGACACCCAUUUUGAGUUCAUCGAAAUAACCUGUAAGUCUAAUGAUUAGAAUAUUCUGGAAACUUUUUAAGACUUCUUGUGGAUCUUGCCUGGAGUGGAAGGCUCAAGAGUAACAAGACUAGAGGUUCAAGGUUCAAGAGACGAGUAGAAUAUUCUGGAAGCUUUUAAGGGUUGUGUGCAUCUGGUUGGGCGAAAGUUUCUGGAAGAAUGUGGAUGGCUGAGGAUCACUCUAGAAUCAGUGGGAAUUCUCGGGAGCUAGAUUCUGUUCAUACCAUAAAAGAUAUAGGAAGCUUCUAAAAAUUUCAAGGACUGUAGAAGAUUUUUGGAUGCCUUUAAAUAGCGAUGGAGGAGAUGCUCGGUGGGUGGGAUGGUACACUUAAGCAGAAGAGAAGGGGAAAAUGGUAGACUUGUUUAACACUAUUUUAUGUUGAUGUUAUUAAUAAGACAAAAUUUUGUUGUGUAUGAAAUGAUUGUCAUCCCUCUAUUCUUAUAAUUUCUUAUUCUUA
Vitis riparia (riverbank grape) is the source of this 1612-nucleotide messenger RNA. Its product is annotated as nudix hydrolase 23, chloroplastic. The coding region runs from base 128 to 1003 and encodes 291 amino acids. The transcript is spliced from 8 exons. NCBI's taxonomy places the organism in Eukaryota, Viridiplantae, Streptophyta, Magnoliopsida, Vitales, Vitaceae. Gene Ontology annotation, molecular function: hydrolase activity. The record is from RefSeq and is a predicted model, not a curated record.